Bombina bombina (fire-bellied toad) is the source of this 737-nucleotide messenger RNA. RefSeq names its product peroxiredoxin 2 (gene PRDX2). The transcript has 5 exons. Gene Ontology annotation, molecular function: thioredoxin peroxidase activity. Gene Ontology annotation, cellular component: cytosol. Gene Ontology annotation, biological process: response to oxidative stress; hydrogen peroxide catabolic process; removal of superoxide radicals. NCBI's taxonomy places the organism in Eukaryota, Metazoa, Chordata, Amphibia, Anura, Bombinatoridae. Bases 10 to 606 code for a protein of 198 amino acids. The record is from RefSeq and is a predicted model, not a curated record.
AGUAAGACUAUGGCAGCAGGGAAAGCACACAUUGGUAAACCAGCUCCAGAAUUCCAGGCCACGGCUGUGGUAAAUGGAGAAUUCAAAGACAUUAAACUGUCUGAUUAUAGGGGUAAAUAUGUGGUUCUCUUUUUCUACCCUCUGGAUUUCACCUUUGUGUGUCCCACUGAAAUAAUCUCAUUCAGCGAGCGUGCUGGAGAAUUCCGCAAGAUCAACUGUGAAGUCAUUGCAGCAUCUGUAGAUUCUCACUUCUCACAUCUGGCAUGGGUAAAUGUUAACCGUAAGGAUGGUGGACUUGGAGCCAUGGAUAUACCUUUGGUGUCUGACCUGAAGCGUACUAUGUCUCAAGAUUAUGGUGUUCUGAAAGAAGAUGAUGGUGUAGCAUACAGAGGACUUUUUAUUAUUGAUAAUAAGGGGAUCCUUCGUCAAAUUACAAUUAAUGACCUCCCUGUUGGCCGAUCUGUGGAUGAGACUCUACGUCUUGUACAGGCAUUCCAGUAUACAGACACACAUGGAGAAGUUUGCCCUGCUGGAUGGAAGCCUGGAAGUAGCACCAUCAUACCCAAUGUGAAGGACAGCAAAGCCUACUUUUCUAAGGAACACUGAGCCAGUCUCCCUCGAGGAAAAAUUUCCUGCUGUGAUAGAAUCCCCACAUGCUCUUAUGUCAGCCUAACACUGUUUUCCAGUGGUGGGAAUGUUAGCACUUAGUGAUUAUCUUAAAUAAAAUGUUAAACGUG